UGCUCCCCCGAGAAGCGUGCAGAUUUCCCUGGAAGGUGAUAAUACCCCUGGUACUCCCCCAACAAAAACCCCCACCCAGGUGAGGUGAACCCCAGGGGCCGAUCCGUUGGUAUAUUCCGAAGGGAAAUAAUGGUGGAGAGUAGUGUGGCUUGUUCUGACAAUGAGCCGCCACGGUGACUGUGAUAAGUGAGACUCCUUAUUCCUCACGCCUCGAUUAACAAACGCGCAGUGGCAGUGGAGAAAGAUAGACAAAAAAAAAAGAAGAAGAGGAGGAAGAUAAAAAAAAGUUGUCCCAAGGGAGUGAGUGCACUUGAGCCAUUGGGAGAUUAAUACCAGUGGGAUCCACUGUUUCAUCGAUGACUCGUUAAUUCAUACCAUUGUUACCCCCCCAAAACGUGAGGUGAUAGCUGGUGCCCUGUGCCCCCCAGUGAUUGUUAUCGUUUAAUUCGGUUAUCAUAAUUAUGUUCAAUGUACCGCCCAAGUUCUACGAGCUGUGUCGCCUUUGUUUAUCGUCGGAUGGUGUCAAAUUGUCGAUAUUCGAGGAGGAAGGGGCACAGCGUAAUUUUGCCGACAAAAUACUAACGUGUCUGUCGAUAUCGGUGAACGAUGGCGACUCCCUGCCGCCCAUCAUCUGUCACCGGUGUGUGUACAAACUGGAUGUACUCCACAACUUUCGUGAGGUGUCUCGUAAAUCCGACGUCAUACUCAAACAGUACCUGGACUAUGCCAAGCAGUUGUCAUCAGCAGACAACCAGGACAAGUCUUUCUCCACUGCCAAAAUAGCUGACCUGAGUCCACUGCAAUCAUUUCUUCAGCUGAACAAAACCCUCUUCAAUGAGGAGCCCAACUCCCCCGCAAGCAUCAAUCAAAAUGUAUUACCUCAAACGCAGACCCAUCACCUCGAAUUAAGGGCUAAUGAUAUGCCAGAUUCUGAAAAUGUCAAGUGCGAGCCUGAGGACGACACGUGCUCAAACAGCUCUGAUCCAGACAGAUUGGAAAUUGAGGAUCGAGAUGAGAAUGACGAUGAUGCAGACGAGAAUGGCUAUGACAUGACAGUUAAACGUAAGAGAAUGGAUGAUAAUUACGAUGACUCCAAGAGAGAGUCACCCAAUCGCAGUCCAGUCAAUCGAAUGGACACACCUGAGAGCAACUGCUCCGACACUAACAUCGACCAGGAGACGACGAAGCUGUGGCAGGCACUUGCUAAACCAAACUACUGGAUUUCUGUGGAUUCCAGCAAUCGGAGUUUAGAGAUAACAAGGACCAAUGGUGACAAAGUGAACAAUGGAUUCUCUGGUGAAGCUACGAAUCUCCUCCGAUCACUCAUAAACAACCGGCAAAUUGGAAUAACAGCGGUGGACACUGGGAGGAUUUCCCCCCAAAUAAAAUUCUACAGGGACACGCAGGGCACAACAAUGGAGAGGACCGAUUGUUCGAUUUUGGGAAAUCGAACGAACAUGCAGUCACUGGAGUGCAAGAGUGCAUCAAUGGACAGUAAUCCGUCCAGUCCAGCCAGUAUUGGUAGAAAAGAGACAAAAGGUAGGAGAAAACAGAGUUACCCGAGUAAAGCACCCACGAGUCCAGACACCAUGAAUUAUCAGCAGGAUAUUAGUGAUGAGCAAGCACAAAAUUUCACAACGUGGUCAAAUAAAUUAAAGAGCAAGGUUGAUGAACAGAAGCAGCACUUUGACCAGCAAAGUGGCAACAUGACAAAAAAAGUCGACAUGUCCUGUACAAAUUGUGGUACGAUGACGACGACGAUUUGGCGUCGUAACAUGAAGGGAGAGAUGGUAUGCAAUGCGUGUGGCCUCUAUUACAAGUUGCAUGGUGUCAACAGACCCCAUACCAUGAGGAGGGACACCAUUCACACACGCAGACGUCGACCGAAGGGUGAAAAACCCACGAGACAUCGAAAAAAAGAAGCAGCUAUUGCUCCAGCCCAGGCUGACCAGAUGGAUGCAGAGAGUGCGGACAUGCUGGCAGCCCUUCGUCGUCAAAUUCAACCGCACCUGAUGAUGGCUGCUCUGACACCAUCCCACCUGUCCUCAGGGCAUCCACCAUCCAGCCAAUUAAAUUAUCCUCUCCCUCUCUCCACGUAUAUGAUGCACGUGAGUACACCUCACAUGUAUUCAGUAGAUUUAGUUAGUCGUGUUACUCGUGACGGUACAAAUGGCAGUACAAAUUCGAGUGAUGCCCUGAACUUUGCGCAGCACGUUAAAGAGGAGCCCAGAGAUCGCCACGACUCGGAGGAAAUGGAUGAUUGUGAUGAUGAAAAUGUCUCUGACGUACCUCUCAAUCUAGUAUCAACGUCACUGUCGGAAGAGGCCCACUGAUCUGAGGAAGAUGCUCUCUUGUUACAUUUUAAUGUCAUUAACGUUUUCUACAUCGACAUUGCCUUAUUAUAUUAUUCCGUUACUCAUUUUUACUAUUUCGUGGUUGAAUAUAUUGAACUCAUGCUCUCUACGACGAGUGAUCAUGGACGAGAAAAGGGAAUUAUCGAUUUUUCACUUUUUUGAGAGAGUGAAUUCUGAGAGUUUUUGAGGAAUAUCUCGAAAUCUAAAAUCUAAGAGACAUUUUCGCAAGAGCUUUUUUGUGGUUCCUAGUAUGAACCACAAACAAUGCUUUUACAAAAAUAUCGGUAUCUCUCUUGGAUUCUGAGGAAUUCUUUGAGAACUUCAAACGAAGAAGUGAAGAGUAACAACUCGAUUUAGCUAAUCAUUCCCCCAAAAAAAUAUCUCUGAAUUAGAGGGAGGUAGUGACAUUUUCGUUUGAGAUGAAAGGGGGAUUUUUGUAAAGGGGACGAAGAUCUAUGAAAAAUUUUCAUAGAAAAAUUGCACUGUCUCCCCUUCAUUCGGAGAUAUCUCUCAAUAACUUACGCAUUGACUAAAUCAACUUGUCCCUCUUUAGAUCUUUGAUAUCGGAUUGAUUGAAUUUAUUGGAGUUUGAGUGGAAUAUUCGACUUUGUUUUCACUGGCAUCACUCGAUUAUGGAGCUAACGAGCCCGUGGUGCAGUGCAUUAUUUUAAAAAUUGAUAUUAAAAAGCAGUAUUAAAUGCGAAAGAGGGAAAGAGAAUAAAAAGAUUACACUGAAGUCAUCGGAACAAUAUCAUAAAUGUUAAAACGUUUACUUAACAAAGGAUAAUAUUUUUUAUAAAGCUGAACAUUUUUGUACGAGUUGAUGGAAAACUACGAAUUAAUUGUACAUACGCGCAAACUUAAACUCGAAAACGAGUGGUUGAGGUUUUUAUUUUUAAUCGAGGGAAUACCGAGAUUUUCAUUGAUUUAUUUCAAUUAUUUGAUUUUAAUGGGUAGGACAUUUUUAUUUUUUUUUUUUUUGCUGAUUCCAAAUCAUCUCGAUGACGAGUGAUUCAGUACUUUUACUUCACUUGCGAGUAAUUGAAUUCAAAAUUUUAGUUAGUGCGAAUGAUUUAUUUUGUUCCACGGGCUGUUUAGCUGACACUAAGAACAAUAAUACUCUUUUUAAACAUUUUAUUUUUCUCUUUUUUAAAUCGAAAGGGAGAGGGUUUUAGAGGUGAAUUUAUCGAAUUUCAUUGGAUAUUUUGGGAUUUAAUGAUACUGCAGAUGUGUACUUGCGACUCGGGUGAAAAUUAUUUUUGAAUUUUUGCGGUUUAUUAAUAUUUGCCAGUGUCAAUGUGAUUCGCCAUGACUUUACCCCAUCAAGUGCUAUUUCUCGAUUAUAAAAUAAAUUCUACCCCGAGAAGAAAUUCAAAACGGAGAAUUUACUUACUGAGUAGAAUUAAGAAAUCUAUAAAAACAAUACGAAAAAAAAAAUGAGAAUUUUUAUACGCUGAACAAGUGCCGAUAACUUUUUAAACGAUAUUUUUUUUAAAAUCAUUGAAAAUACGAAAAAUCAUCACAAUAAUUUCACUCUAAAUGGCAAAAUCAUUCUAAUUACUGUUAUGUACUUAAACAUUGAUUAAAUGCCAGUUGUGCUCAUGCAAAAGCGAUGAAAAAAAAAACCUAAGCAGUAACGAUAAAUAAAAAAGAUAAAUAACAGAGAUAGAGAUAAAGGAAAGAUACAGGACGGCCAGAAAACUAUGCAGGAAUACAUAAAUAUUAAAUAAUUAAAUGAUAUUCGCUUUUACUCUGGAUACGCAUUGAAUGACAAAUUAAUGCAGUCAGUCGACAAUAUCAAGUCUUAAUUAAUGAUGAGUUUAAUGAAUUAUUGGGUGUGUCCCAGGAAUCAUUGAGAUGCCUCUGUUGGAUUUGAAUGACGAAUAACGAACUAUUAAACAAACCAUUGAACAUGAAAAUAAACUAAAGGUGAAACACAGGAAAAUGAUAAAACAAUGGCCAGUGCAUUUACUCAUGUAACCGUUAAUUAUUCUAAUGUCAUAAUACCUAAAUAACUUUGCCAAAAAUAGAUUUAGUCUUUGUAACAUAGAUAUAGUUAAGGGCAUCGAACAAGACAAAUUACUAUUCGUUCUAUUCGUUGUUUGAUGGUCUGAACAGAGAUUUUUCAGUGGUGGGGAUUGAAGACUUGAGAGUUGACUGGCAAUUUAACGAGAACUCCAUCCAUCCAGCCUUAUUACAGAAACAGUUUUAUGAAACAGAAUGUAUUUGUAUAUAUGAUAUUCUAUAUUAUGUGCUCGUGAGGGAUAUUUUGGCCACAUAUACAACCAUGACUAUAAAUUAGAAAUUGAAUCAGUUGUGGAGUGAUAAAAGCCAGUGGGGAAAAAGUAUUUUUCAUCCAAGUUCACUUGAUGCAGGAAAACAUCCUGUCAUUUUUAUACAGACCAUAAUUAUUUAUCCGAAGAUUUCCAUUUUUCAAGUUGACAACAAUAUUUUCUUGUAUCGCGGACAUUUUCUUGACGAAAAAUGGUUUUUUCUUACAACUGGGAGAUAACUGGAAUUUCUCAUUUCUCUCAAUCAUCGAUUGAGAUAUUUCUCCCUGAAAUGAUCAGGUGUGGAGAUAAUCGAUAUUUGACGAAACUGGGAAAUUCUGCUCAUUUCACCACUUGGUCUCUGAUAAAAUGAAAACUUGGGAUUUUUUGAAUUAUUCGAAGAAAUGUGAUUCUUCCAUUGUGCACUUCCUCUCGUUAUUCGAUUCAUUCUUUAUUGUUUGAUUCGCCAUAAUUUAUUUAGAGACUUUUUGGUUUAGGUAACUGAAUUGGAGUUGAAUGUUAAAAUGUUUGUUGAUAGGAAUUACUUGGAUUUCUAAUAAUUUCACUCCAAUCCAGAUUAAACAGAAACAUCACAGCACAUAAAAAAGACCAAAUGGCUACCGCGUGACUCUGCUACUAAUGGACAGUUUUAUUCGUCAGGCAUUUUUCGAUUACUCUCGUCACAACUCGAACCAUAAACAUUAUCUCAUUAUUUACCGAUCCAACGAUUGCCUUAUCCCCAAAUCCGUUACUCAAUAUUGUUUUAGGGGGUAAUCGGAGGGAAACGUUAGGCUUUCAUAGAGUAAAUAUAGAAUUCGAGGCUCUCUACUAAUGAAAUUAAAAUGAUAUUUUUAUAUAACGUACGAUGACCGAGUAUUGCUAUUUUACGAUUGAUAUUAAUUGAAACAAAACACGAAAAAAAGUAAAAAAAAAAAUACCAUAUAAAUAUAUAAGAAAUAGUGUCGUUAAUCAUUAAGACUUAGUUGCAAAAAUGCCAUGGGUUUGACAGUGAAAGAAAAAUCAUUUCUCUGGCAGUAGCGAAAUGCUUCGUUUUAGAAAGAACAUGUUUUCGUUUUUCUCUCUCUUUUUUUUACAUCAGUAUUCCACACCUUUGAUUUUAGCCCUUAAGUAUCAUUUUGAAUGACGAACAAUACGAAAAAGCAUUACUUAAAAGCGAAGAAAGAAAAAAAUCAGUUGAUUACUUAAUUAUUUAAUUAAUUAUAGUUUCGUUUUUUACAUCUGUUUUUACAGUCCCUCCGUUUUUAUUUAAAUAAUCAAUUGUAACUUAUUUGUCUCGUCUGUUCGCACAUAUUUUUUUUUGUGAAAUUUUGGCAGCAGCGACUGGCUUAAUUUAUUAUUACGUUUAAUAUUAUUUUGUACGAGUGUAUUUUUUUUUUUCUUUUUCAUUAUUUUUUAAUCAUCAUUGUAUCUGCGAUGGUAUCAGAUGGAAAUAGUCAUUUUUCAGUUUUUCUAGGGAUAUGGGAGACGGACGGUGGGGGGAGGAGAUGGAGUGAAAAUGAUUCUGGAAUGAAAUUAUAAAACUUGUGCUGGUGAUUAAUGCAUAAUUAAAUGUCAGUGGUUUGUCGCUGAAUGAGAUGAAAUAAUUAUUUUACUACGGAAAAUUUUGUACAGAAUUUUAUUGCGAUAAUCACGUUGAGGUGGGGGAAAACGUGAAAAUGGAAAACAUUGAUCUGAAUUAAAAUGGCUCAUGGCAUCUGUUCCGUCCGUCCACGUGACAGCAGAAAUAACUCUGAAAGUACUAAAAAUUGGAGGAGAUCUUGAAUUAAAUGCGCGUAGACCGUUUAGCAUAGAGAUUAAAUAUUAAAAUUUAUGAAUCACGCUUUUCACUGGUUUUUUAUAAAAGAGAAACUCAUUCAUGUCACAUCGCGAGUAUUAAUCAGAACUAAUUGACUGAGUAUUAUUUUUAUACCAUACAUACUUGUAAUUAAAAAUCGAGAUGAAGGAAUUCGUGGGCUGUGGACUAAGGCAACAAGUUGACACGUCCAAUCAUUUUAUCGGAGCAAUUGAUAAAUAAAAUGUUAACAUCAUCGUGAGAAAGUUGAUUUUUUCAUUCAGUCUGAGUGGAAUUAUCCCGAUAAGGACUGCUCCCACGAGAAAACGCUAAAGGAAAUUCUUGUGGAGAAUGUCAUCAGCUUGAAAAAAGCGCAAUACCAUUUUUCUCUCAGGUCAAUCGUUCUCGGGAUAAACCCGAAAACCUGACGAAUUGAAUUUUUAUCUUCUUGUGAAAUCAAUAAACUCAACUUGUGUCUUUGUUCUACUAACCAACAGGACUAAUGAAACUGUAAUGUAAAAUUGAAAUUGAAAGUAAGAGCAAAAGCUGCGAAUACUCCAGUGAAUAAUAAUUAGAGAUUAAAACUGUGAGUGCCCUGUAUUUUGUAUAAAAAAAAUAAUAUUGUUAAUAAUUGAAGACAUGUGGAGUUACUGUUCUCAUUGAAUGAUAUAAAAACCCGAGGAGAUGAGUUGAAAUGAAAAUGAAAAAUGUUCAAUACGAUGUACGGAUGGAAACGGUUGCGUGCAAAUCGCAAUUGGAAACAAUUUGAGUAGAAUCGAGGAGAAAAUCACUGAUUUCGAGGAAAAUUGUGAAGAAUAGGGAUAAGUUGGGUCGGGCUGAUUAUGGCCAACAGCUGUUGAGAUUAUUCAAGGUUGUGUGUAUCGUUAUAAGUAUUUUUUUGAAUUGUUGAGUAGUAAAUAGGAUGUAAGUGACAAUUUAAUGAAAUCAAACGACCUAGACUCUGAUUAUUCCUCUGUUUCCUUGAUUUGCGUAUUGCACGUUUUUUUUUUCUUUAUAUUUUGAUUGAAUAAUUCGCUGUAAAGUUGAAAAAUCAUCUGGAUUAUUUUUCCUCCAGUUUUUCUACAAUUGAAAUUAUUGCGUUUUAACGAUUCAACGUACGUUUGUCCUGAUUGUCGAAAAUCAAAGUUUUAUUUUCUCCCGUUCCUUUCAAUUUCAAUGUUAAGAUCGAAUCUCCCUCCUCCCACCCAGCCUUCGUAAUCUACAAUUUAUGGUUUCAACAAUAAAUAUGUAACGAAGAAGUGAAGUGAUGAAUAUCUCUGAAUCUACCAAAGAUAAUGUAAUUUUUCUGAGGACGUCUUUUAUGGGGCAUAAAAAGAUCCGCAAAAAAUGUCCUCACAAAAUUUAUUAAGCUCUCGUGGAUUAAGAGAUAUUUCCAAAAAACUUCAAUUUUUUGAACUUCACUUCUUGGCUACUGAACUGUAUUUUUCUCAAAUUCUCAAACUCGAUUUUACCAUUUUUUCUUGCGUAUUAUUAUUAGUUGAUAAUGCUGUUAGAAAUUUUAAGCUAUUUAUUUGGCUCCUGUAUGUGAUUUGUUAUGGAAAGAGAGACAAAAAUUAUUUUCAGAAUGCUUAUUAAAAAAUAACAUUGAAACAUGAAUAAAAAAAGGAAAAACGUGUUGAAAAAUUAUACAAUUGCAUUAAACCUGGGACACGAUUAUUCACUCAAUUUUAAUCUGAAUAUGUAAUCUCUAUAGUUGACAGAGUGGACCAAAAUUAAUGCUCAGUGGGUAGUGGAUAUUAUUUAUUUUUUAUACAAAUGAAUUGGAAGGGGAUGAUUCUCACGUUGUCCCAGGUGGUGCAAGGGGUCAGUUGACGAUUUUAUUACGAGGGAGAAUAAUUUGCCGGGGCAUUGUUGUGAUAUCACAAAACGCAGCUUCAUUAAAUCUUUUUGAAAAUA
Molecule: messenger RNA, 8333 nt
Organism: Fopius arisanus
Lineage: Eukaryota; Metazoa; Arthropoda; Insecta; Hymenoptera; Braconidae
Exons: 7
Coding region: 462-2333 (623 amino acids)
Biological process (GO): positive regulation of transcription by RNA polymerase II; negative regulation of transcription by RNA polymerase II; cell fate commitment
Cellular component (GO): nucleus
Molecular function (GO): RNA polymerase II cis-regulatory region sequence-specific DNA binding; zinc ion binding; DNA-binding transcription factor activity, RNA polymerase II-specific
Source: RefSeq, a predicted model, not a curated record